CAACAUGACAGUAAAUCACGCACUAUACAAAUCUAUUACGACUCGACACACUCAACAAAUUAUCUAUUAUUCCUUAUAUAUUUAGGACAGAGAUUCUUAUCUAUAAACAUUUAGUCACUAGGAAUAAAUCAGGAGAGAAAUUUAAAUCUAUGGAAAUACAAUGUUGCCAAGAAGUGUAGAUACGAUUGUUUUCUACCUGAAUACAUUUCUAACUGUUGCUACCUGUUAUAAGUGUUUACAGUGCGACGAUGUACCAUUGCCAAAUUUAUGCGACAAAGUUGGAGAAUGUGGGACACACGAGUUGUGUGCAGUUGAGCAAUAUAAUACUUCCGCCUGAAGCUUCAGAUACAGACAAAUAUGUAUGGAUAAGCAAAAAUGUGGAGAUUUCAGUGCCGGUUAUAAUGCGUUGACGUGUACAGAGUGUUGUCAUGGUGAUCUCUGUAAUGCAGGUGGAUGUGGAGAGAAAGGUUUUGACCCUGCACUUGGACCACUAUGCUACACGUGUCACCUUCAGAUUGGAACACGAAGUUGCAACAAAAUUCAGCAAUGUGGAAGAGAUAAGGAUUGCUCUAUUCAUCCGGUGACAAGACUUGGUGCAUCCAACAAUCUGUUUGAAACAAAAUGCACAGAAAGAAACAUAUGUGCUGCAAGCAAUAAGAUAGGUUCAUCUGCGAUUGUUGGCCGUAAAAGAUCUACAUGCAGCAUUUGCUGCAAUUCUACACUGUGCAAUGACUACGAUCCUCGGCUUUGCGUACCAACAACAACAAAAAUAGGAACCACGACAACAACUAAAAGUGUCACCACAGUGCUUGCUACACCUGAAGUGUGCGAAGAUGCUCCAAAUGUGCCAUGCCACGAAGGAGCCUGCAACGGUAGUCCAAAGGAUUAUAUGGAGAAACACUGUCGCAAAACAUGUAAAUUUUGCGGGAAGUCAACAUCAACAGUAAAAACCACACCUGUUGCAGCUUCAACUACCACGGCCGGCUCGACUGCAAGUCCAUCUACUGUUACUUCCCCAUCGUUAAGAAAAUCGACCAUGUCCACAACAAGCAGAUCAGGUCAUACACAUGAUCCUUCCUGCCUAGACGUUGGCGUUGGUUGUAACCAGUUUGUUCACUUUUGUAUACUAGAUGAAUACAAGACCUGGACAAAAACAAACUGUAGAAGGACGUGUAAUUAUUGUUAG
Molecule: messenger RNA, 1186 nt
Organism: Mercenaria mercenaria
Lineage: Eukaryota; Metazoa; Mollusca; Bivalvia; Venerida; Veneridae
Exons: 11
Coding region: 362-1186 (274 amino acids)
Source: RefSeq, a predicted model, not a curated record